Molecule: messenger RNA, 288 nt
Organism: Sphenostylis stenocarpa
Lineage: Eukaryota; Viridiplantae; Streptophyta; Magnoliopsida; Fabales; Fabaceae
Source: the annotation of a GenBank genome assembly
AUGAAUCUGCAUGGUCGUAACGUUUCCUUCCCAACAAUUCAAAUUAAUGGAUCUAUUGAACAAGGAAAGAACAAUAGCGAGCCAAAAAUCAAUGACCUCUACUUCAAAAAUAGAAGUAUCACAGCAAGUGCAACCACAAGUCAUGAAUUAGUGCAUCCACUGUUUACUCCUCUAUUAUUAUAUGCAUUCACGAGAAAGGAAUUUACUUGUACAUCAAAAUUAAGUAAACCCAGCACAGAUAAAACCCACUCCAAAUGGGAAAAAGUGGAUGACAUGAAGAUUGAAUAG